Molecule: messenger RNA, 2905 nt
Organism: Oncorhynchus gorbuscha (pink salmon)
Lineage: Eukaryota; Metazoa; Chordata; Actinopteri; Salmoniformes; Salmonidae
Exons: 21
Coding region: 563-2860 (765 amino acids)
Source: RefSeq, a predicted model, not a curated record
UUGGGGUUCAUGUGACUGAGUGUGGGAAGCCAUUGUCAUAGGGUAAACGUUUCAUACCCCUGGGCUGUAGGCUGCAAACCUUGGGUCAACUAUUAGGUUCUGUAGCUGUGUAUUUUAUCACAACAAUUCUGUUCUACAAUGGUUCUUUUCCUUAGCUCAGGGUUGUUUUGCCUCUUGAUGGCAGCUGUGGGCAUACAAGCACAACAGACACUUAUAAAUGACCUCCACGCUGAAUGCCUUGGUAACGUUAUUCGUUUGAGUGUCGCUCCUCUUUUUGAAGAGGUUGAUGCUGUCUUCAAUGACACACAAAUCAUUAACCUGACGCCUGGCCUUGCUACUCGGUGUGGAUUGAGCUUUAAAUUUGACCCCAUGGGGAAUGCCAUGUUUUUUGCUUCUCUACAAAACUGCUUUUCCCAAAACAUGGAUGAUAAGAUGUUCAGCUUGGUCAUGCAGUUCAGGCUGCCAGGAAACCAUAUGACUGAAGACCCUGUGUAUAGAGUGGGCAAAACCUGUAGCUACACCCCCCUGGACCUCCCGAGAGAUUCUGUGCGACCGCAACUACAUGGAGGUGUCUGUCAGAAGGACUCUUCCAGACAUCCAAACCAUCCCCGAACAGCCCACUGGGGGCCCGAAAGCAAGGAGCGGCAACUUCCGGAGAGGCGCUGAGGCUGUUGCUUCAGGAUACAACAUCACAGCAGUCGUCUUUAGUCCUAGUAAGAAGGUCAUGAAUGUGGAUGAGGUCCAAAGAAAGGGCUAUGCAAUAGCCAACACUCCCACACGGCUGGUGUUAAGAAGCCCUCAUAAUGCAGAGGAGACAUACCUCCAGAAUGUAGCUGGGGUUCCGAUGCGGGUGCUCUCAACCUCAACCUUCUUUGAGCAGAAGUGGCUGGUUACUCAAGUAGAUGCCACGGCUGUUUGUCCAACACCAGAGGCAGUGGCCUUUACUCCAGAAGUGAUCACCUGGUACAUGCCCAAGCACAUAGACCCACUUUUCUCCUCUGAUGCCUUCACCAUGUUGGAGGUGUACAUGGGAAUUGACGCUAAGAGGCUGGACACUGAGGAAAUGGCUGCCAGAAACUACUCGGUUUUAGUCACAGAGGCUCAUAUUAUUGUUGAAAUUCCGGUGGGGGCGGUUGGCGGCUAUUUCAAGAGCCAUAUUCAGGAUGACCAGUACUUUGUCACUUACACCAUUGAGCCCAUGCUUGAGUUGCUGUGGAUCGAGGAGGUUGCACACGAGGACACCAGCUACAAAGUCCUCUUCCCUAUCACAACACCUCCGAUGGCCAGGCCUCCACAAGUUCGCAACUACACGCCCUUAGACACAGUUCCUGAGCAGGCAGUGUUUGUGCUUGAGUUGGGGACUUUCAACCUUGAUGUGGUGCUGCUGAACAUCACCUUUCCCACCAUGGUGCUAACUGUUGCAGAGUGCAACGCCAGAGGCUUCAAUGUUCAGGAGCAGAGAUCCCCGGACAACUUUAAGACCUUCAGGAUGGAGGUGCCCUUUUCAGACCCGGUGGUCUUUAAGGAGAGAAGGGCAGAACAAGGUGUCACAACCUUCACUCUUCAGCUGAUCUACGGCCUGGUUAUCUUUCCAGAGUACGCUCCUUUCUCUCACUCUGCCGUUGUGGACGCUGUACUGCUGGACAUCGUGCCACCCUCGGUCACUGGCAACUGUGAUCAGGAGAAGUUUCACAUCACUGUGGACUACAGGAACCAAGAGCCCUUUUUCGUGGUCUUGGUUGGCAAGCGGCUGCUUAACCAUGAGUUUGCUCAACAGUAUUUAACAGAGGGCGACGGAGACUUCACCAUCACGUUGCCCUUCUCUUCGCCGGACGCAGUGUUUGAGUCUGUUCACUCGUCCUCUAUCAGGAGCAGACUGGAUGUUACUCUGUUGAAUCCUUACAACAACAUGACCAUCAAAUACUUUUCCCUGGCUUGCAGCUUCCUCAAAACGCUGACUGAGUGCUUCUCUAACGGAACGAUGACUGCGCUGGCGGUGAAGGUGGAUUCUGUUCCCGGUCUGAACCCCGGUCAGCUGACCCUGAGCGACCCCACCUGUGGUCCCACCUACAGCAACGAUCGCUAUGCCUACUUCCACUUCACCGUCAACUCCUGUGGCACCACCAGGAAGUUUAUCAACAAUGUCAUGCUGUAUGAGAACGAAAUCUCCUUGCCAGAUGACCUGGAGGUGAAGCUGAAUGCCACAAUGUCUUCAGAGGAAUACCGGUUAAAGGUUUCCUGCUACUAUGUGGUCAACAUCACUCGCACAUUGGUCUUCUUGACCAGGCCGCGUGACAACGAGCCUUUUGCAGAGACUGGGACGGGUCGACUAAUGGUCAGAAUGAGACUCUCUCAGGACGCCUCGUAUAACACGUUCCUCCAGGAGGAGGACUAUCCAGUGGUGAGGUACCUGAGACAGCCUCUGCACUUUGAGGUGGAGCUGACCAGGUCCUCUGACCCCAGGGUAGCGCUGGUGCUUGACCACUGCUGGGCCACCCUCAACGAGGCCCGUGACUCCCGACCCCGGUGGAAUCUCAUCAUUAAUGGCUGUGAGAACCCCCAGGAUCCAUACCGUGUGGUCUUCCACCCGGUGGUAGCUGAUGCCAGGGUCCACUUCCCCCCUCACGUCAAACGCUUUGAGGUCUAUAUGUUUUCCUUCGCCGAGGAUGCGGUUGAGCAGAGUGGCCAGGUCUUUGUCCAUUGUGAUGUGGUCAUCUGUGAUGCCAGUAGUCCCUCUAGCGGCCCCUGUAGUGGACAAUGUGUGAAUCAGGACAACCCGAAAAGAGGUCAACGACAUGUCAAAGACCUCUUUGAGGAGGGUCAUUUAUAUGUUUCUUCUGGAUACAUUCUUUGGGUGUAGUGUCUUGUUCUAACAUGUCAAAUAAAGUAUUCUAUAUAAAACAAU